Molecule: messenger RNA, 2523 nt
Organism: Prunus persica (peach)
Lineage: Eukaryota; Viridiplantae; Streptophyta; Magnoliopsida; Rosales; Rosaceae
Product: transcription termination factor MTERF15, mitochondrial-like
Exons: 2
Coding region: 82-1278 (398 amino acids)
Biological process (GO): chloroplast organization; regulation of DNA-templated transcription
Cellular component (GO): chloroplast
Molecular function (GO): double-stranded DNA binding
Source: RefSeq, a predicted model, not a curated record
AUAUUGUCAAUUUCCAAUUUCUAUUUCCUCUCUUUUUCUCUCUAGCCAUUACGCUCCUAACAAUCAUCAUCGACCUCUACCAUGGUACCGCUCUCCAAGUUGAAGAGCCUCAGAUUGGUUUGUUUACUCUCUCCUUCUACAUUUGCUUCCAGAGCUGAAAUAUUGAUUGCUAGAGAUCUAAAACCCUCACAUUUUUCUGUUCAAAAUCGGAUACUCUGCAGACAGUUCACCUCAGAAAUCUCAGAAGACCAACACAAUUUCACCGUCAAUUACCUCAUAACCUCAUGUGGGUUGUCGCUAGAAGAUGCGAUUUCAACAUCCAAGUGGAUCAAGUUGCAGUCCCCAGAAAAUGCAGACACCGUUUUGGGUCUUCUGAGAAACCAUGGAUUCUCUAUAAUCCAGAUCUCAAAGUUUUGCAAAACCCGCCCACAACUUCUUUUAGCCAGGCCUGAGCAAACCCUUUUGCCAAAGCUUGAGUUUUUCAGCUCUCUUGGAGUUUCAAGGGAGGACCUCGCAAAAACGCUGGUUCUGAAUCCAAAUCUUUUGCAAAGAAGCUUGGAGAAACAGCUUGUGCCCACUUAUAAUUUCCUGAGGAGUCUGCUUCCUGAGAAAAAUAUCGUUUCUGUUUUCAAGUACAACUCGUCGAUUUUCUUGCAAGCCCACACCAAGAAAGUAGUGCCAAAUAUCGCGAUUUUGAGAGAAUUAGGUAUGCCUGAAUCAUGCAUUUCUCUGUUGCUAGCUCAUUGUACGCAUGCUUUGAUACAUGAUACUGAAAAGUUUCGCCAAGUUGUGAAAGAGGUUAAGGAAAUGGGUUUUAACCUGGAAAAGUCGACUUCCGUGUUGGCAAUAAGCAUAAUGUGUCGUUCAUAUUAUAAGCGGAUAUUGAAGCGAAAUUGUGAAGUUUAUAGCAGGUGGGGUUGGUCGGAGGCUGAUGUUCUCUCUGCUUUCAGGAGGCGCCCGGAGUGUAUUGCUCUGUCAGAGAAGAAAAUAAUGCAAACAAUGGAUCUUUUAGUGAACAAGAUGGGAUGGUCGUCAGAAAUAAUUCUCAAGUCGCCGUAUGUUUUGAAUUAUAGUUUGCAGAAGAGAAUCAUCCCUAGGUGUUCGGUUGUUAGAGUAUUGUUGUCGAAAGGAUUGAUAAAUACUGAAAAACUGAGCUUACAUUCUGUGUUUGGACCUGUGGAGAAGGAGUUCUUGGAGAGAUUUGUUGACAGUUAUCAGGGUGAAGUACCUCAGUUGUUGUGUGUAUACCAAGGAAAAGUGGAUAUCCAGGACGUAUGAUGUUGCAACGUUUUGACCCCUUGAUGCUGCACUGUCUUGCUUGGAAAAUUGCUUUUGAUAGAAUACACUCAUAUCUUGCUUUAACUAUUCUGGAGAGGAGAAAAAACAACAAUUUAUUUUGUGUACUUUUCAAAUUAGACGAUAUGAGUUCUCUAACCCAUAUGUUUCUUUUGUCUACUUUUGUCUACUAUUCUAUUGCUGUUUCAGUUUAUUUUUCUACUUAGUGGCCUUGCGAAGAGAUGAACCCAGAUUGAGUGCACUACCAUAAUGAUAUUCCAAUCCUAUAACUCUACCUUUUCUUUGAGUCAAUGGCAGAGAGAGCAUAUGAAAUAUAAGUUUCGCACACUUUCUUGAUUUGUAUGUGUGUGCACAGGCUAUAUUAAUGGUAUCUUGCAAUGGUUUUCAGACCUUUAUUCCUGCUCUGUUAAUAAUUGUUCCCCACAAGCAGUUGGUCCUGGGUAAGCAUCAUUACGUCAUUGUGAUUCCAUAAGUAUGGGAUUUCUUGUCUUAUGAAAAAAAGAAAAGAAAACUCAGCAACUGCGACUGAUGAUUGGGUUCCUUUACGGACAAAAGGUCCAGCUUUAAUGGGAUACUCAGGAGUCAUUUGGCAAUUGUUUUCUGUGGAGACAAAUGAAUCUGUUUGAAAACUUCUGGAGAUUUUGUGAGAUCAAGAGAGUGGUAUGUUGGGGAUCAGUUUUCUUCUUUAUUGCUUCUCCUCUCGAAUCAUUUGCGGUUGAGUAACCUGUUUCUGUCUCCAAAGCACUUGUUUAUUCUUUACUUGGAUGAUAGUUUUCAGUAUGUGUAUUUUGUGGCUUGAAUAAGGCGAUAUGAAUCGAAGUCGCAAAGUUUAUAGGACGGGGUUGAUCUGAGGAUGAUGUUCUCUCUGCUUUCAAACUGCCCUUAGUGAACAAGAUGGAAUGGACGUCAAGAAUGAUUGUCAAAUACUGGGUUGCUGACUCUCUAUUUGUAUUGAACUUGGUAGGAUGGGAUUCGAUAUCUGUUGUUGUACACGUUUUGCAAAUUUCCAUUAUAAUUAGAAUUUUGGUAGGAUGGGAUUCGAUAUCUGUUGUUCUACAAAAACCUAUUAUGUUGGUUAAUACUAUAUUGAAGCUUUGGUGACUUUGGAAGAGCAAGUGAUUGCUAGAUUUGAACGUUAUGAGAUGCUUCUUGCAGUUGCUGCUUGCAACCCAAGUGUAAUUGUCAAUCAUUUCCGCUUGUCAUGAGAUGAAGAAAUAAACUUAUGUA